AUGGAUAUUGAUCUCUUGUGGUUUCAAGGGGGGUGGUUUAUAUUUCAAAAUUGCAUGGCAAAAACUUCAUCAUUUUCUGCAGAAAUCUCCACAAAAAAUACUAACCCUUUUCUUCUGUUUCUUGUGCUUGUUUUUAUUUUUCUUGUUCUUGUCAAUUCCUCCGAUCCCUCAAAACCCUCCAUGGAUUCAUCACUUCCCUCUGAAAGGCUCCUCUUGAACUCCGAUUCCACGACAAAAUCUUCAAAUUUUCACCCAAGAAAGAGAGAAAAGUACUCACAUGGAUCUUCUUCUUCCAAGAGAGAAUUUGGGGCUGGUGAUCAUGAAGUUCCAAGUGGACCAAACCCUAUUUCCAACAAACAUGCCCGGUUAAUCAAGCUGGGCCUGGAUACCAACGCAAUCCACGCCACGAGACUCGUCAAUGACUACUCAUUGCGUCAUGCACACCAAGUGUUCGAUCAAGUGUUGCACAGGGACACAACCCUAUGGACCGCUCUCAUCUCCGCUUACGUCCAAUCCGGACCGUCUCAUUGUUCCCAUGCAAUCCGCCUUUUCUCGAUCAUGGCCCGGGAGCAGGGUCUGGAUAGUCGGCCGAAUCACUUCACCGUCACUACAGUUGCCCGAGCAGUAGCUUCUGCCCCGGAACACUUAUACAUGGGAAAAUCCCUCCAUGGAUACGUCAUCAAAUCUGGGAUGAUGUCGAGAAAUGUUGUUGUUGAGACUGCUUUUACGGAUAUGUAUGCGAAAUGUGGGGAUGUAGACUGUGCACAUAAACUGUUUGAUGAAAUGAAUUCGAGAAAUUUGGUUACGUGGAAUGCUAUGGUUGCUGGGUUUGUACAAAAUGGGCUGGAGAAAAUUGCGUUGGAAUUAUUUGUGAGAAUGAAGUGUUUGGAGAAUUAUUUUCCUGAUGAAUGUACUAUCUCUACUGCGUUAUUAGGUGUUGCUAACAUUCAAGACUUGAUUUUUGGUUUACAGAUUCAUGGUUACGCUAUUGUAAGUGGGUUAGAUUCGAAUUGCUUGAAUUCAAUUGCUCAUAUGUAUUUUUGCUGCGGUCAAGUAAACCAGGCUGAGAAACUUUUUGGUGGGGUAGAAGGAGACAUUGCUUCAAAGAUGAUAAAAAUUAGAGGUUUUGUUUAUAAUCAAAGAUACUGUGAGGUAUUGAAGCAAUUUUGUUUGGAUAAGAAUCCUGCUGAGAUUUUCAAUUGGGAUUACACGAUAAUUCUGCCUAUUUUAACUGCUUGCACAAAGCUGUCUUUGCUCAGAGUUGGGAAGCAAGUUCAUAGCAUUUUUAUUACAUUGUUUGGUUCUUGUUUUCACUCUAAGUUCUCAGAGGAUGACAACGUAAUUCUAGGAAGUGCAUUUAUCGACCUGUAUAGCAAGUGCAGCGUUAUUGAUGAUGCUCAGAAAGUUUUUGACCAUUGGAUGCCCGAACGACGGGUUUCUCAUUGGAAUGUGCUGAUAUUUGGGUACAUAUAUAAUGAUUUGAUAGAAGAUGCUAGGAGAUUGUUUGAUGAUAUGCCUGUCAAAAAUGUGGUUUCUUGGACAAGCAUGAUGACAGGGUAUGCACAGAAUGGUAGGCCCCAAGAAGUCCUAAAGUUGCUGGAUAAAAUGUAUAGUGAUGAAGAAGGAUUUAAAGUAGAAGGAAAUUGCUUAACAUUUGUGGUUGGCCUUGAAUCCAUUAGCCUUUUAUCAGAGAUAGAGAAGGGAAAGCAAGUACAUGCAAAGAUCAUUCGGAGAUUUAUUAGUGCCGAUACUUGUAAUGUGAUUGUUGGGACGGCUUUGGUAGACAUGUAUUCAAAAUCAGGUAAUAUGAAAUAUGCUAAAACAGUCUUUGACAAGAUGGUUGAGAAAAAUACCAUUGCAUGGACUUCUAUUAUUACGGGAUAUUCAGUUCAUGGACUUGGUUUUCAUGCCCUCAAACAUUUUCAGCAGAUGAUGGAAAAAGGUAUUCAACCAAAUGAGGUGACAUUCAUUGCUGUAUUAACUGCUUGCAGUCGUUGUGGUUUGGUGGAAGAAGGAUUGCAUUAUUUUGAACUGAUGAAGACCAAGUAUAAUCUGAUGCCCAGGGAAGAUCAUUUCACCUGUCUAAUGGAUAUGUUGGGACGCCUAGGCAAGCUGGAUGAAGCAUGGCGCUUGCUAGAGGAAAUUGAAGACACCGAAUUGGGAGAAAGAUUCCCGUCUGGUACCAUUUUGGCAGCACUGUUGGGCAAUUGUCAUGUACAUGGCAACGUGGAAAUAGGCAAGAAGGUAGCUAAAAAGAUGUUGCAACAUGGAAAACAAGUUUCUACUACCCAUAUUACUCUUUCUAAUGUUUAUUCAUCAGCUGGAAUGUGGAAUGAAGCAUUUGGAGUAAGGAUGAACUGGAAGAAAGACGGUGAUGAAAAUGCAGAGCCUGGCCUUAGCCGAAUCUGCACUCAUCCACAGUUUGACUUAGCUUUGUAUGAAAAAUCAGGCUCUGAUGUACAAGGAAAAUUCAACAGGCUCGCCAUAUUUGAAGUCUAUGAUGGGGACUACAGGGAAAUAGACAGUUGCAACCUAUUGAGUAAACAUCUUGUACAAUCUCAAUUCAAUCAUUACGAAUUCCUUGGUAUCCAAGAUAAAAUAGUCCUCUUUUAUUAUGGUAUCAAAGCUGGAGCUUUGAACCUCUCUUUCUCACCAAUGGUGUGA
Molecule: messenger RNA, 2664 nt
Organism: Olea europaea var. sylvestris
Lineage: Eukaryota; Viridiplantae; Streptophyta; Magnoliopsida; Lamiales; Oleaceae
Product: pentatricopeptide repeat-containing protein At1g11290, chloroplastic-like
Exons: 4
Coding region: 1-2664 (887 amino acids)
Biological process (GO): RNA modification
Molecular function (GO): protein binding; RNA binding
Source: RefSeq, a predicted model, not a curated record